CCUUAAAAAUCCGUACUGCCCCGAAUUGAUUCUCCCGCCUGCACCACUGAUCCCGGUACGUGAGCAACGACUCACCGGAUUGGCUGAUGGCCAGCGCACGCGCUGAAAACCGGAAAACCGUCGCGAACCCAAAACCAACGUUCCAGAAAACUCAAAAAGUUCUCAAAAUUCAUGCCUCCCAAAAAACACGAACAACCCCUUAUUUACCACUUCUCAAACCGCCGAAUUUCCAUAAAAGAAAAAAAAACUGCUGAGACCCCGGAAAGAGAUUCUGCGCAGAAGGGCUGCGCAGUAUUCCUCCGCGGGACGCCGAUAAAUGGCCAACGUCCGAUCGAUUCGUGUUUUUUUAUCUCGUCAAAACAAAAGGGAGAUGACAAAUCUCAUAAACUAUCCCCAAAACCAGUGAAUAAAAAAUCUCUUGAAAGCCCAAGAGAAAGAUAACAGUGGGGAGUAAUCAGUGAGUGAAUUUACAGUGAGAUAAUUAGAGUGAAUUGUGAAAAUACUUGGAAAUUGUCGGUUGAUCUCUGGGGAGGAGGAUUGCCGAACGGAAGGUACAAGUCCCGCUCUUCUGGUGUCUACCUCCAGUCAAACGGUGUUCGGUGUGCCGUGAGUGUGUGUUCCUCCGGGUGUCUGUCAUUGGAAAGGAAAAGCCGGUGUCUCUUGACAGUCGCAGAUAACUGGGGGAGACCCGAGGAUGGCGGACACAAGUCAGCAGGAGCUCACAGAGCCUCACACAAACGGCGUGAUGGACGGCCUGACGGAAGAGGAAAAAAGCAAGAUGAGACCGGCCGAUAUUGAAGCUGACGUGAGGGAGAUGGAGAGGAGGCGAAGGGUCGCGAUGAUGAUGGACUCGAAAUUAUUCAGGGAAGAAUUGGAACGCAUCAUCGAAACCCAGAUGAGCAAUGGCUCAGGUCCAUCUGGCCUCUUGCAACAGAUUUCAGACAUGAUGGGAGCUCAGGGCAGUCGAUUCAACUCAAAUGUGUUCAAAAACUCCAACUGCGUCAUGCCAAUUAAUGAUAUUCGAGGUGUAGAAAGCAUGGGAUAUGCUAAAGGCGAGAAACUCCUGCGUUGCAAGCUAGCAGCUGUGUUCAGACUCCUGGAUCUUUACGGCUGGACCCAGGGUGUCGGUGGUCAGAUAACAGCCCGCCUAAAUCAAGACCAGCAGCAUUACCUAGUGAAUCCUUACGGUCUCCUUUACCACGAGGUAACAGCCUCGAGUCUGGUAAAGGUUGACAUGCAGGGCCAAAUUGUUGAGCAGGGAACGACGAAUUUUGGUGUUCACAUCGGUGGUUUUCAGCUUCACUCGACGAUACACGCUGCCAGGCCAGACAUCAAGUGCAUCAUCCACAUAACAACACCAUCUGUCACAGCAGUGUCUUCCUUAAAGGGUGGAAUCCUGCCAAUUGGCCAGGAGAGCAUUGUCAUUGGUGAGGUGUCAACACAUCAGUGGAUUGGAGAGGCCGUUGAGCCAGAGGAGAAAGAGAAAAUAACCAGAAAUCUUGGCCCCAUCAAUAAAGUCAUGUUACUGACGAAUAGAGGUGCACUCUGCUGUGGGGAGACCAUUGAGGAGGCUUUCUACAAUGUUUACAAUACUGUGCUUGCCUGCGAAACUCAGCUGAAGCUCAUGCCUGCUGGCCUCGAGAAUAUUGCACUAAUCUCUGAAGAAGCCAAGAAGGCCAUUUUCGAGGCAUCCAGGAGACAACCUGUACCCCAUCACAGUACCAUCACUGAGCCACCUGCAUUGGCUGAAAAACUCGAGAAACGCUGGAGAAUUGGUAGCACUGAGUUCGAAGCACUCAUGAGAAUGCUUGAUAAUGCUGGCUUUCGUACUGGCUACAUUUACAGACAUCCACUUAUUAAGAGUGAACCUCCUAGACCGAGAAAUGAUGUUGAGGUGCCACCUGCUGUAUCUUCCCUCGGGUAUUUGUUAGAGGAGGAGGAGAAUUACAGACAGGGGCUUUGGAAGGGUGGACGCAAAGGAUUAGACAGAACGCACUGGUUAAAUUCACCGAAUGUCUACCAGAAGGUGGAGAUCCUCGAGACUGGAACACCAGAUCCCAAGAAAAUCACGAAGUGGGUGGAACAGAAUGCAGAGGAGUGGGUGUCCGAGGGAUCGCCAACUCACAGCAGCACACCAGUUAGGAUCGACAGUGCACUACAGUUUGUACCGAAGAAUACCAAUCCCAGGGAGUUCAAAACACUCCAGCAACAGAUCAAGGACAAUCGGAGGGCGGAUAAAAUAUCAGCAGGACCACAGUCACAUAUUCUUGAGGGGGUUUCGUGGGAGGAAGCUAAGAAAAUGCAGGAUGCCUCAAUCAGUGCAACUGGCGAAUCAGUGGUGCUCGUGGGAGCUGCGAGUAAAGGAAUAAUUCAGCGUGGAUUCCAACACAAUGCAAUGGUGUACAAAACCCCCUAUGCCAAAAAUCCAUUCGAUGCUGUAACGGACCAGGAGCUUGAUCAAUACAAAAAAGAAGUUGCUCGUAAGACAAAGGGUGAUCCCUACGAUGAAUCACAGUCUGAGUCUGAGGCCCUCUCGUCGUUCAAUAUUAGCCGGGCGACACACGAAUCCAGCACUGCCAAAAGCCCCAUUCAGUCGCCAGUUUCAGUUACAUCUGAAACGGAAGAGGAAAGCAGAGAUGAACCACGUGUACUGCGGAUAGAAAAGAAAAAAGUGCCUGCGCCAAGUCAACCAGAAGUUGUCCUGAGUGACGAUUAUUUAUCGAGCACCAGUGACGAGGAGGCAGCAACACUCUGGGCACCCCUGUACCAAUCCAGCCAAAUCCAUCUCGUCAGAUUAGGGACAGUUGCCGAGCGUCAAAAGCCCCAAAUCAACUUCAUUAACAUUCCCAAAAGCGCCCCGAUUGUAAAGAAUUCGUCGGUAAUUCCGAAAUUCAAGGUCAAGCCCUGCAUCAAAGAUCGUUGUAAAUUUUUCGAUGAGUACGACAGGCGUUACAAAGAGUACAAGACCCUGAGUAGUGAGAAUUUCAUUCGUUUCACAAGUAAAAGUCUGCAGGAGAGAAUCCACAAUCUCUCUCCGACCUCAGCCCCUGAAUUGAGCUUCCCAGAAGUUCCUAAUGCCCUUCCCCAGAGUCGGGGUGUCGUCAGAAAAAUUGCAAAUCAAUUCUCUCUAACCGAGACGACCAACGUCCCGGAAGAUUAUCCCCCCAAUAGAAAGCGGUCCCAUCCUCAGAAUCCCAUGGAGAUGAGCCCCUGCGGGAACUCUGUCCCCAAAGUCCCCCGACUUUCAUUCGCUCUAAUUGUCAACCUGGAGGCACUGGAGAGUCCCACUGUCGUCAACAACAUCGUCAAGGGCAGAGCCUUCAGAGGCUCAAAAAGCGAGGGCAACACACCCUCCUCAGAGCUCCCUUUCCACAUCGAUGUCCUUCCCACUGAAUCGACCCCUCCCCGGAGAUUCGACAUCAUCUCCGAGGAUUUGCGGGUUUCCAGCUCCUCAGAGCCCACAAACUCCUCCAUAGUCACGGUAACCGAAAGAAUUCCCCCGACAGAAAUCGACCUCCAGGUCACACCUAGGGAUGAUAAUGGUAAUGAUUCAGAACUCCUCGAUCUCUUUCAAACAAAUCAGGAACGUGAGAGCGAGAACGAGUCUCGUUCUGGGGAUGAGAAUGGAAAUAACUCAGAUCUCCUCACUCCCUCUCGAAUAAAAUCCGAGGAGUCGAGCGAUCUCAACCUCUCCGACGAGAAUGGCAACUGCUUGAAGGAGAACACACCACCAAAAACUCUGGAUAAUCCCAUUAAAGUCGACGACGACUGGAUAAGCGAGUCAGUGGAUGAUCUGAAGCUCUCGUUCGAUAAAGACAUGAGUGACGACUGCCCCUGGAGAUUCUCUUCGCCCCUCCCGAGACUGUUCAGCCGAGAGGACAGCAUGACAGAAGUGAUAAACACGUUGAACGUGAAUCUGACCCCCUCGAAGCUAUCGGCAUCCUUCAACUAUCUCCCACCCACCCACAGUUCGAAGACCUGGAACCUGGACCCGAGUCAAUUCAGUGUUAUAUACAGUCUAACCCCGACAGCUGACGUCGACGAGGAUCCCGUUGAUGAGCACUUCAACUGCGGUCAGAACUGCGAGAAGUGUCUGUUCCCAGGAUACUCCAAGGAGGGAUCAUUCAACGAGAGUUUCGAGGGUAAAAAUGACCAGUCCGAGGUCCCAGGAGAGUGCGAGCAAUUCAUAUGGGAUGACAUGCUGGAAAUUAACAUGGAAGACAUUCCCCAGGUCCCAGAAAAUCUCUGCGUCGAUCUUAAUCAGACAAUCGAUCUCUUCGACAACUCCAUCGAUAUGGAGACAGAGCAGAAUCGCUCUGUUGACUCAACAGAUCAAGAUCCCUGUGAACACGAGCAGUCGGUGGGUGGCUCUGACCUCCUGGAGCUUCCGCACUCGACCUUCAUCGAGCUUGAGAAAUCCCGGGAUCAGGUGUUCCACGAGGACAUUGCCACGUCCGCAAAUGAGGUAAUUGCAGGUCUCGGUGAACGAGAAGCCCUCGUUAACGCCGAAAUGAUCGUUGACGACGUCAUCUCUGACGUUACUCGUCUCGACAUCAACGAGUUCUCCACAGACCUCAGGACCAUCCUGGAGGUUAAGCUCACAGCUCUCAAGGUCGCUAAACACAUAAUCGACGAGGUGAUGGAUGAGAUGGGACUGGAGAUAAAGCAGGAGCUGCGGGAGGAACCGCAGAUACGAGAGAUCGAGAGAAUCGUGGAGGAGACUAUUGAGGAGAAUACUAACGGCAAGGAGCCAAGAUUCAUCGUCGUCGACGAGCUGAUCCACCACAUCAUCGACAGGAUCUCUAGUGGUACGCCAAGCCCCUCAGGCUCCUCCCCAGAGAGUUAUGACCUGAAGAAGACCAAGGAAACAACAAAUACGGAGAUAAAGGAGUUCUCGACGUCCAUCAACGAGGAACAAACGCCAUCGGUGACUCCUGACCUUCUCAAACCGACGGUGGCACUCCCAACUCCCAGCUCCCAGAUCGCCAGGAGAUCGCGAGAUCUCUUCAAGAGCUCGGAAAAUCUCAUAAACGAGAUCAAAUCUAUUUUCAGUGAAAUAGACAUCGAUGUGGAGAACGAGGUGUCAAUGAGAGCAGAGCUGGAGCAAAUCGUUGCUUCUUGCUGCGUCAACGAGAACGGGGAGAUAUUUUCCAACGACAUGGAGGCAUUCGAGCACUACGCCAAUCAGAUGCACCUCAUCGCCAAGGCUAUUGUCUUCGAGGAGUCCUUAAACAAGAGUAAAUCCGACACUCUGAACUCCAGUUCCUCGACGGAGGGCUGUCUCUACGCGAAUAAAUCGGAGAGUGUCAGAAAAUUUGUGGCCAAAUUCAAGGAGAUUACGAAGGGGAGAAAAUCCCUGGAGCCGGGUUGCAAUAGGUCUGAUGUGUCUGAUAGCUCGGGAGUAGAGAGAAGUGGUGAGGAACAGGUCUCUUUGGAUGUGAAUGUCUCCGUCGAGAAUACGAUAAACGUCAGCAGUCAGUCCGAUCAGUCGUCACCAGAGAAUGACACGAAAUCUGAUAACAGUGGGGAGAAAAUGAAAUUGGUGAAGAAGAUGACAUUGCCAGACCUCAGUAAAGUCACCGAUGACGAAUCAGCUCACACUUCGGAUGAUCAGCUUCUGAGUAAGGACCUUGAGAAUAAAAUAUUGUACAUGUGGGAUCUAAAUGAGUCUGAGAGUGAGAGGAGCUUCAAUGAAAUUCGUGGGAAGGACGCCAGCUCUUUCUUCGAGUUGGAGGAGAUCGAUGAUCCUCAGGAGAAUAAUCAGGAGAAUAAUCACAAGGAGAAGGUGCUGAGUGUUCCUGGGUCCCCGAAGGCAUUUAAAUUUGAGCUGCUAACUAUUCCCGAGGACGAGGAACUCACAACCGGGAGAAUUGAGAGAGAAGCGAAAAAACAGAGUCAGUUACCAAUUCCGGCGGCCGAGGGGGUGAAGGAAUUGCGAGACGAUGAAAAGGAUUGGAGCCCACAGGACAGCCCUGAUCAAUCCUCGAUUUUAACUUCAAUUCCUGAGAUCAGUGACUCUCUAGAAGAGGAGAAUGUGAUUGAGAGUGAUAAUAAACUCGAGGCAGUGUCUGUUAAUUACUCAGAGAUAGUGGUGACCCCUCCUGAGACCACCGAGGACGUCUCUGAGAUCUCAGGGCCUUCCUCGAAGACUGAUUUCCUUUCCUGCACUGGGGGCAACUCCACACCCUUCGAAACAGGCCAGAACAGCGCUGACACUAGCCUCUGCUUGAAGAUGUCCUCUGAGGAACUGGAUAGAGGGGUGGAGACUGGUUCAGGUCCCGUCAACAGUGACCACGACAGUUACAUCGUCUCUGAGUGCAAUUCCGAUGACUGCAGAGAGACUGUCUACCACGGAGACAUCUCCUCGAACAUGCGAAGGUCUGAUUCAUUUUCCACAGUUAAUCACCUGAAUGAAACGUCAAUGAACCUGGCGGAUGUGUCUUCAGCAUUGGAGGAGCUGGAAUUCUUGGACACAAAUGGAAUUGAGAGUGAGGACGAGAAGGAAUUCCUAGUGAAAUGCCCCAUCUGCGAUAAUGUUCCCACGAGUGAGAGAUCAGGGAGAGAUUCUAAACUUUUCAUUCCCCAGUGCAGUUACUGUUUAUCACACUACGAGGAAAAGGAUCCAUUGCAGCAAUCAACUGAUAAAUCCCUUCCCAAGGUAAAGAAUUGCAGCGUUUGUCGGAAGCGGCCUGUGUACGGAUCCUCAGCCAUUGAUGAUGAAGGAGUCAUCCUCGAAGAUACUGAUACCGUCGUGAAAAACCUCCAAGGAGCUCCCAAUCAUGACCUAGCGGACGAGGAAGUUGAAAGAUCCGAUGUCUGCCUCAAGUGCCUUAUGGUGCUCUCUGUGGACACCAGGGAGUUCAUCAAGAUCGAGAGAAUGGUCUCCAGUGAAGAACUCAGUUGUGCCGUCGUCGUGUCUCCUGCCCCUCCUGUCCCUGACUACCAGGACACUAGUCUCUGUAAAGUUGUCUCCACCAUGAAUCUGACAAACGCCUCCACCAAUGAUCGUCCACCUUUUGACGAGCCCCUCUGCUCCGGCAGAGAUCCCCUCGUGUAGUUUCGGGGUGAAAUGUAUUUUACCUUUAGAAAUAUUCGCGUUUUAAAUUGCCAUUUAAAAACGCUGAGAAUCAAUAAUUUUUGAUAACGUACUUCAUUCAAUUUUACGUUUUAAACGCAGAAUCUCACGUUUUCAUAUGCGGGACAAUGAAAAUACUUUAGCUUUGUGCAUUCGCAUUCUGCUUACUCAUACGAAUAAUCGUGAAUUAUCUAAUUAUUAUUAUCACGAUUAACUGGUUAUUAAUUGUAAGGACAUUUUUACGGUUUCUCAUUGUUAAAUAGCUUCGGAUUAACUUGCAAUCGUACUAAUGGGAUAUGAGUUAUUAAUUCCAUGAAAUAAUUAUUAUCACAGCCUGUGUCAUAUUGUAAAAAAUGUAAUGGUAAUCUCUACUCAUUGCAUUCACCUUCUGCUCAUUCACUGAGAAUAUUUCUUUUUCUUUUGUUUUCACUUUUUUACUUUUUUUGGCUUUCCCCGCAUUUAUUUUUUUUUCUCUUUAUUUCGAUGAACUCCGAAUGGAAAUUACCAUUAUGUUUUCUCAUAAUCCUCGUUGGGAGAUCUAAGUGUACAUUACUCAUGGCUUUUGUUGUGUAAUCAUAAGAGAAAUGUUAUUAUGAAUUGUUAGAGGGAGAGGGGCACCUAGUGGAGAAUUUUAUCCAAGGGAUCAAUCUAGAAGAAGCCCUCUCUGUCAUGAUUACUUUAUUAUUAAAUAUUAGCACACCUGUUUAUUAUUUUUUUUUAUCACUGCACCAAAAAAUUGGAAGUGAAGGAAUAAAUUAACCCCAGGCCUUUCAUUCCAA
Fopius arisanus is the source of this 7854-nucleotide messenger RNA. RefSeq names its product adducin 1-like protein hts (gene hts). Lineage: Eukaryota; Metazoa; Arthropoda; Insecta; Hymenoptera; Braconidae. The coding region runs from base 695 to 7057 and encodes 2120 amino acids. Gene Ontology annotation, molecular function: actin filament binding. Gene Ontology annotation, cellular component: plasma membrane; postsynaptic density; cytoskeleton. The record is from RefSeq and is a predicted model, not a curated record. The transcript has 10 exons.